Scheffersomyces stipitis CBS 6054 is the source of this 2041-nucleotide messenger RNA. RefSeq names its product Sds24p (gene SDS24). The record is from RefSeq and is a predicted model, not a curated record. Gene Ontology annotation, molecular function: protein serine/threonine phosphatase inhibitor activity. Bases 322 to 1914 code for a protein of 530 amino acids. Gene Ontology annotation, biological process: cellular response to glucose starvation; regulation of mitotic metaphase/anaphase transition. Lineage: Eukaryota; Fungi; Ascomycota; Pichiomycetes; Serinales; Debaryomycetaceae. The transcript has a single exon.
CCGCUUACAACGUAUCCCCGAUCGACCCAUCCAUAUCACACUUUCUUCGGACGUCCAACAUUGCGCAGAACGGCAAUUGACUGUCAUCUAUCUGAAUAAGCGAGAACUUCUAUCACAGUAGUCUCAGUUCAUCCCAGUUCUUUCAAAGCUUUUCUCAAUCUCAGUGUCAUUUCUCAGUACUCAUUUGCAAUUAUUUUCCCUAAUUUUUGACGGGCUUUUCAUCGACAUCUCAAUCCUAUCAACUUUUCCUUGACAUUCGUACACAUCUCACUUCUCACGUUCAUCACUUUCCGUUAGCUUUCGUCAUCCCAAUCCAUCAGAAUGUCCAAUCCCCCCUUCCAAAGACAACAACCCUCGUCGCCCUUAACUACGCCCAACCACCACCCUUCUAACCAUCAGCACCAUGCAUCACGUAAACCCUCCAUCGUGGAAUUGUUGAGCUCGCCACCUCCCUUGCCCAACAACACCAUCGAUGACGAAAUCCACCAGUUCAGCUUGUCCCGCAACACGUCCAUAAGCUCACGGACUUCGUCUUUCAGUCAACAGCAGCACGGUGCUCCACAUCACGGCUCUAAUUCCCACCAUUUGUCGGUAUCAGGUAUGGACUGGUCGGAGAUCCCUUUGAGCGAAUUGACCGAGUCCAACAAAUUGAUCUAUAUCAAUUCGUCUUACUCGGUGCAAAAAGCAUUCGAAACGUUGGUAUCAAACAACUUGACCUCGGUGCCUGUCUCAAUUUCGUCCUCUAAUGAAAACGAUUUAAGUAGCUGUUUGACGUUUGACUACUCAGACUUGAACACAUAUCUCUUAUUGAUCAUGAACAAGAUCAAUCUCAGUGAGCUUUCUGUCAGUGAGAUAGGCAAUGAACACGACUCUACAGCCAAGAAGCAUGAGAUCAUCACCCAGACAAUCAACAAAGCCAAAAGAGGAGAAGAAGUACCCAUAGAAUUCAUCAUCAAACUUCAUCCAAAAAACCCCUUCAUAAAGUUUACGGAAAACGACACAUUGUUCAAGGUGAUGGAGACAUUGGGUAACGGAGUUCACCGUGUAGCCAUCACCAAUCUUGAGUCUACCAAGAUUACAGGAAUAUUGUCGCAAAGAAGAUUGAUAAAAUACAUGUGGGAGAACGCCCGGAGAUUCCCCUCGCUUGACUUUUACUUGAACUCUACAUUGCAAGACUUGAAGAUCGGCUCCAGUACCCCCAUAUUCAUCUACGAAGACCAGUUAUUGAUCGAAGCCUUAUACAAGAUGUUCAACGAAAGAGUAAGCUCCUUGGCUGUCAUUGACAGAACAAAGUCACUUAUCGGCAAUAUAUCUAUUGUUGACGUCAAGAACGUUUCAAGCUCCAAGAACUCUCACUUAUUGUUCAAGUCAGUGUUGACUUUCAUCAGCUACAACUUGAGCCAGAAAGGCAUUGAAGAGGGCCAAGACCAGUAUCCUAUCUUCCAUGUCAACAAGCAGAGUUCGCUAGGCAGAGUCAUUGCCAAGUUGGUGGCUACGCAAUCACAUCGUUUGUGGAUUGUGGAGUCCAACACAAGAACUCACCAAAACUCCAUCUCAUCGCCUGUCACUAUUGAAGCAACUUUGAAUGUUAGUGCCAACCCUUCGUCAGCAUCUUCUUCUAAUGCAAACACUCCUGAAGGUAACUUCGGUUUACCAGGAAAAUUAAUUGGUGUCGUCACCUUGACCGAUAUCUUGGGAUUGUUUGCUACAUCUAAAGGUACCAAGACCGAUCCACAAUUCGCGAGAAACCAAAGAAGAAGAUCGUCUACUUCAACUACGCGCUCAUCUAUAGACAGUGCUAUCAGUGUAGGUGACGGAAGCGCCAGAACAACCAAUGCCAAUGCUGACCUGGAGAUCUUCCGCAAAUCGUACACUGCCGCUGCAAAGAAUGAAAGUGCCAUUUCCAAGGACUAGAGAAAGAACUGAUAGCAUGGCAGAAUCAGCUCAAUCCAUGUAUCAGUAGUUAUUCUCUAUCCAUAUUGUUCUACAGUUUAUUUAUAUUUAUUAUUUACCAAUUCUUAUAAAUGCAUAAACCAUACAG